ACCGUGUAAUUUCCUCAUUUGCCUUUCAGUUUUUCCCUUUUUCCCUGUAGUACAGUAUUUUCCGAACAGUUGAGAAGUAGUAGCAAAACGAUAGAAUAUGGCGGCGACCUUCUCCGCCGCCGCCGCCGCCGCCGCAAGCCCCACCUACCUCCACCGCCCCCGAACCCUAGCCCCACCCGCCUCAACCCCUGCUCGCCUGAGCCCCAGCAGCAGCAGCAGGAGGCCGGCGACCCCCUCGCUGCUCUCCCUCCGGCGCACCCAUGCCGCGCCGCCGCCGCUCCGUGCCGCCGCCGCUGACCCCAAGGUUGUUAAUGGGGAAGAUUUCCCCCCUAUGAAGGACCUACUUCGUCUAUACAAGAAAGCUUUUCUAGAUGGAAAUGAUGAGGCUCUUGGUGGAAUUGAGAGUGCUAUCAUUGCCAUUGAGAAAGAAAGGAGUAACUCAGCUGCUCAGUAUGAAAGUAUUGCAACCGAAAUUACUUCAGGGAAGGACAAGUUCCUCCGUAUAAAUGCUGAUCUGGAGAAUUUCCGGAAGCAGACUGAAAAGGAGCGUGCUAGGUUUACCUCAAAUAUACAGGUGGAUGUUGUUCAGAGUCUAUUGACUCUGGUUGAUAGUUUUGAGAAGGUGAAUCAAGAGAUCACCCCGGAGACUGAUAAAGAGCAGACGAUUAGCACAAGCUAUCAAGGCAUAUACAAGCAGUUAGUAGAGACAUUGAGAAGCUUAGGUGUAGGAGUUGUGGAAACAGUUGGCAAGCCAUUUGAUCCUUCGAUUCAUGAGGCUAUCGCACGCGAGGAAUCUCAUCAGUUCAAGGCUGGGAUUGUCUCGCAUGAAGUCAAACGCGGGUUCCUUCUAAGGGAGAGGCUGCUAAGGCCUGCCACUGUGAAGGUCUCAACCGGCUCUGGCACCCAGGAGACGAGCUCCCCAUCUACAGAGAAGCCUGUGGAGGAUAGCAAAGAAGAUGCCGCUGUCUGAAUCUGCUGGAAACUGGAAUCCUGGAAAUCCAACCGACAAAAUCAGGAAAUCAGUAGCAAGUUAUAGCUAGAGCACCAUUCUUUGGGAGCUCAUUUUUUUUACUGUCCAUACCAUGCGAAGGUUUUGUGUUCCAAAUGGGUGUCUUUAUGUGUACAUUUUCAUAGCGAUUUCAAGCUACUAUUUUUAAAUGAAUUUCUUUUCCCCUGUGCAAUCAAUGUGAUUUUAUUUCUCCCA
Molecule: messenger RNA, 1204 nt
Organism: Oryza sativa Japonica Group (Japanese rice)
Lineage: Eukaryota; Viridiplantae; Streptophyta; Magnoliopsida; Poales; Poaceae
Biological process (GO): protein folding
Cellular component (GO): chloroplast
Molecular function (GO): protein-folding chaperone binding; protein homodimerization activity; adenyl-nucleotide exchange factor activity
Source: RefSeq, a predicted model, not a curated record